This is a messenger RNA of Cimex lectularius (bed bug), 1162 nucleotides long. Its product is annotated as alpha- and gamma-adaptin-binding protein p34-like. The coding region runs from base 139 to 963 and encodes 274 amino acids. Lineage: Eukaryota; Metazoa; Arthropoda; Insecta; Hemiptera; Cimicidae. The transcript has a single exon. The record is from RefSeq and is a predicted model, not a curated record.
AACAUAAUCCGGCCUGAAGGUUAUCACUUUAUCCGUCCCCUCUGGCGACUUUCACUAAUUUUCCACGUGGAGCGGUUCUCGUCCCUGUGACAUUUGACGUCCAUCGUCCGUCAAUCUCACCCGGGCAGAUUUAGGAAAAUGACAGAAAAAACGGAAAACGGGACGGCUUCUGUUGUCGUCGUCAGUUGUACGGAAGAAGACCCAAAGAACGUAAUCGAGUCGGUCAUCGGAGAUCUGCCACCUGCUACUCUAGAGAACGGUAUAGAAUGUUAUCCUUGGCACUUAGACACAAAGUAUUACGAAGCGGAUAUCAGACUGUGCGCGAUGAGGGAAAAGUCUUUGGCGAGCAAGUCGUUCGCCGAGACGGUCCACGCGGUCAUCAUCAAUUUCGACAGCGAUUCGAAAAAUGCCAUCGAAGGAGUCAACGAGUGGCUCAGGUACCUGAAAGAAUACGGAGCCGACAUUAAAAUCCUGCUGUGUAACAGGUGCAAGGAUGUCUCAGAAACGGGAGUGGGCAAGGUCCAGGUACAAGAAUGGUGCGUCAUCAACGGCUUCGAGUUGGUUGAAGUAGAUCCACUCGUCGACGAAGAAUGGGAGGAGGAACAAGACUUUGUCGAGACGACAGGGAUUCGAAGAGUGAAUCAGGCGCUUGAGGCACACGUCUGGCCCAACUUGACGAUUAAGGAGAGGAAGGAUCCAACAACUCUGUCCGGCCUUUGGCACGGAGGAUUAUGCAAAAGCGCAGAUGCGGACCAUAGGGCAUUAAACCCCGAUAACAUCGAACCGGAUCCAGAAGACCUACUUGAAGGGGGUGACUUCAACGACCUGUUCGGCCAGUUGGUGAGUUUGAAGGAAAAAGCGACCUCAAUGGGUAGCGAAGAUCGCAAACAGUUUGCAGAACAAAUCGUCCUUGCAUAUUGGAAUGCAAUCGGUGGAGAUGAAGAUGACAUAUUAGACUGUUAACAGAUCCUUCUGUGUUAUGUGUAUAGCCUAGUAAAUAGUAUUUUCUGAUAUUUUUUUGCUGGCUUUAUUUUUAUAUAGAAUAUUUGUUUUUGCAACCCAACUUUGUGAUAAUACCAGUAGCAAUCAAUUAUGCUUUAACAUUCCUUUAAUUUAAGAAAAUGUAUGUAAUGUAAAAUUAAAGAAUAGAUUAUUAUACAAA